This is a messenger RNA of Homarus americanus (American lobster), 7482 nucleotides long. RefSeq lists its product as uncharacterized. The coding region runs from base 209 to 6208 and encodes 1999 amino acids. NCBI's taxonomy places the organism in Eukaryota, Metazoa, Arthropoda, Malacostraca, Decapoda, Nephropidae. The transcript has 5 exons. Gene Ontology annotation, molecular function: DNA-binding transcription factor activity; RNA polymerase II cis-regulatory region sequence-specific DNA binding. The record is from RefSeq and is a predicted model, not a curated record. Gene Ontology annotation, biological process: regulation of transcription by RNA polymerase II.
UAGGCUUGCAAGAUGGCGGCGGUGUUUGUUGACACUCCACCAGAGAGAAGAAUGUAGAAGUUUUUGUUUAUUUUGAGUUUAAAGUUGCCUAAAUGUUAAGGCAGCAGACGAGUGGCGCAGCACACGUUAGCUGUGACCUCUGCUCCAGAGUAACUGUGAGCAUCACCAUCACACCUCGGAGGACAGCCACGUCCUGCCACGCUGCACCAUGUUCCACCGCUUUCACGACCUGAAGGCGGGGCAAGACUCUGAGAUGAUGAGUGGAGGCAGCCGCAGCAGUACUCCUGCUGAUCCAAUAGAAGGUCGAGCAAUGAUACCUUCAGUGCUUCGCCAGGACCUUAGCAAUGCUAACCAUCAAGUUGGAACCACUCCUCAGUACCCAAACACAUCAAGCCCAGGACCUGGAUUUGUGGGACACGGCGCAUCACUAAUGGCAUUAGGGCACAAUGUUGUGUUUCCUGGAGGAAAAUUAAUGCCUGGUUCAGCACAAGAAGCACACAGGUACAUGACUGAAGCAUAUCGGCUGGCUGCUGGAGAGCCUGAAACUUAUCGUGCAACAUACACCGCUGCUGGAGGCAGUUCUCAGUCACUAGCCACAGAGGCACCGAGGUCUACUGGGGAUAUCAGUUUACCAUCUGUUACUGGUGAUCGACCUCUCGGUGCUGCUCAACGUCAAUCACAGGGUGAUCGAGUUCUCUACAGCUUGUCUCCGCAUAUGAAUUUAGAAUCUCCAAGGAUGGAAAGUCAUCCAUCAAGGGUACUAUCUUCUUUGGAAAAAUUACCACUUAAUACAAACAGGUCAUCAGCCUCUAGAGCUGAGAGUGAACCUGUGCACUAUGGCAAGAGUACUUAUUCCACUACUGUAAGUGAUGUAGUGCAGCUUUCUUUACAGGCAACUAAAAGCAAGAGCUCAAGUUCUGUUGUGGGGUCCCAUGUAUUUCCUGUACCAUUUUCAUCAUCAUUUCAACAAUAUUCUGAAGAAAAUAGUCCUAAUUUUAAGCGCCACUAUUUUGACGAAACUUCUGUAGCACGGAGAGAGUCCUUAACUGACACUCUCAAUACUGAUGGAGACUUGACACAGCUCAGUGGUAGAGGAAGGAAUGAGAGUGGAAGUGUAGGAGUGUCAUCAGACUUGAGUCAUUAUGACGGUGACUGUGCCAGCCAGGAUUUAUAUAGUCGUGAAGAUCCAUUAAGAAAUGUAAAUAGACCUGACAUUAACAUUGUGCCUCAAGCCACUGUUUCAGCCAACUCAGAUAUUUUGGUGCGACCCAAAAUGCCAAAGGGGAGGCAGGCUAAAGCUUACAAGUGUCAAUUAUGUGGUCAGGAAUUUAAAAAUGGGACACAGCUUAAGAAUCACACCUGGCGCCACACGGGUGAAAAACCUUACACGUGUGACGUUUGUAGGGCUACGUUCACCCAGCAGUCAAAUUUAAAAACGCAUAUGCGUAUUCAUACUGGAGAGCGGCCAUACACAUGUGAAGAGUGUAGUGCCACCUUUACACAAAUUUCUAACUUGCGUACGCAUCAGAAGAUUCACACUGGGGAAAAACCUUAUGAAUGUGAUAUUUGUUUUACAAGAUUCUCACAGCAGUCAAACUUGAAGAGCCACAAGUUGAUUCAUUCAGGAGAGAGACCUUUUAAAUGUGAAGAAUGUGGUGCCUCAUUUGUGCAGUCUACACACUUGCGAAACCACAAACGCAUUCAUACAAAUGAAAGGCCAUAUGCUUGUGAUCAGUGUGGUGCAAGGUUUCGUCAGUUGUCAAAUUUAAAAACGCAUGUGAAAAUUCAUACAGGUGAGCGGCCUCAUGUAUGUGAAGAGUGUGGAUCAGCAUUUGCACAAAAAUCUAACUUGAAAUCACACAAAUUAAAAUUACACUCGAAUGACGGGAUGCCAAGUAGAAGAGGACGUAAAAAGAAAUUAGAAGCCAUACGUCCAUUUAUUUGUGAAGAAUGUGGUGCCAAGUUCACUAUGAUGUCUAAUCUUAAGAUACACAUGCGUCUCCACACAGGUGAAAAGCCUUUUCAUUGUACUAUGUGUGGGGCCAAUUUUGCCCAGCGGUCAAAUCUCAAAGCCCACGAACAGACUCACUCAGAUGAUCGGCCAUUUAAGUGCCCUGAAUGCCCAGCAGCUUUUAGACAGAAAACUAACUUAAAAACUCACAAGAUGAAAAAACAUCCAGUUAAAAGCUUGAAAAUUAAAAUACUGCAAGAUUCACAGUACAUCAUGCAAGAUCUUUCACAACCAGUAGACCAUGAAGGUGAAGGGUCAUCUCAUCUCAUAGAGGAACCAAUUGUACAGAUUAGAGAAGGAAAAGAGGACCAACUUGGUUCUCUAGAUGAAGAGGAAGAUAUUGUUAAGUUGGAAGAAGAAAUGUAUGACUGCAGAAAUAUCAGUGUAUCACAGAAAAAUGCAGGGAUGAUCCCAGGGCAUUGCUCUUCUGAAGCAAAUCCUUAUGACAGUCCAAAUUUUAUGAUGCAGAGUGGAAGUCGCAGCAGUACACCCGCUGGUGCAUUAGAUGGAAGAGCAAUGUUUCCACACCCGUCAUCCGUCCCCAGCCAACAAAUCCCAGCCCCCUAUCCCAGCAUAUCUAGCCCUAGUCCAAGUAUAAUGUCUCAGAGUGCUCAACUUAUGGCUCUGGGACAUAAUAUGAUAUUUCCAGGGUCAAAAUUUAUGACUGGGGCUCCUCCAGAGGCACACAGGUAUCUUCCAGAGUCCUAUAGGCUAGCAGCAGAGUCAUUAGAUCAAAAUCGGUAUGGGAUCGAUAGUCAGAGGAUGUCAGCAGAUCCCUAUAGACAGUCGAGUGAUCCUCAGCGACUGCCGUCAGAUUUUCAGCGAAUAAGGUCAGAGUUGCAGCGAACAGAAGAACAAAAUUUAGACCCAUAUCAGCGGGCUCCUAGUGACUCCUAUAGGAAUCCUUUAGAUAUUCAGAGAGCGCAAGAAUCUAACCUUCAACAGAUAGCUUCCAAUGCACAGCGUCUUGUGUCAGACCUACAAAGACUGCAAUCAGAUCCUCAGCGACUAGUUGCCGAGGCUUUACGUCCUUCAGUGUCUGAGUCUGUUAGAAGUCCUGAGGCGGCGUAUCGUGGUAUAAUGGCUGAUCCCUUGAGGCCCCCUUCAGAACCCCCUCAGCGUACUGUGCAGGAGUCCAUCCGUAGUCAUGCAGAUGCACAGCGUAUGGUCCAGGAGAGUCUCAGAGAUUACUUAAAUCCUUCUCAGAGAGCUAUGCAAGAAAACUUAAGGUCACCAACUGACCAGAGAAUGUUAUCUGAAAACCUUCGCUACAGCUCAAGUGAUAAUAUUCGUUCUGAUUCAUUAAGAUAUGGAACAGAUUUAACUAACCAACGUGUAAUGCCAGAAAACUUGCGUGUAGGAGCAGAAACUCCUCAACAUCUCCAAGUGAGGGCAGACACUCCCCAGCAUCUCCAGGUGAGGGCAGAAACUCCCCAGCAUGUUCGAGUUGGAGCGGAAACUCCUCAACACAUACGAGUAGGAGCAGAAACUCCUCUACAUCUCCGAAUAGGGGCUGAAACUCCUCAACAUCUCCGAAUAGGGGCUGAAACUCCUCAACAUCUCCGAAUAGGGGCUGAAACUCCUCAACAUCUCAGAGUAGGAGCAGAAACUCCUCAACAUCUCCGGGUAGGGGCUGAAACUCCUCAACAUCUCCGAAUAGGGGCUGAAACUCCUCAACAUCUCCGGGUAGGGGCUGAAACUCCUCAACAUCUCCGGGUAGGGGCUGAAACUCCACAGCAUGUCCAGGUCAGAGCAGAAACUCCCCAACAUCUCCAAGGAAGGUCAGAAACUCCUCAACACAUUAGAUUAGGGACAGAUACUUCACAUCAUCUACGUAUUGGGGCAGAAACUCCUCAACAUUUACGAAUUGGGGCAGAAACUCCUCAACAUUUACGAGUUGGGGCAGAAACUCCUCAACAUUUACGAGUUGGGGCAGAAACUCCUCAACAUUUACGAGUUGGGAUAGAAACUCAACAUAUGCGAAUUGGGGCAGAAACUCCGCAGCAUCUUCGAAUUGGGGCAGAAACUCCUCAACAUAUGCGAAUUGGGGCAGAAACUCCGCAGCAUCUUCGAAUUAGUGCAGAAACUCCUCAACAUAUACGACUUGGUUCAGAAACUCCUCAACAUCUCAGAGCAGGAACUGCAACAUCCCAACAUAUACGAUUAGGCGUUGAAGUUUCUCAGCAUCUACGAGCAGGGGGAGAAUCUUCUCAGCAGCAUAUCCGCAUGGGCUCUGAUACCCCGCAGCAUCAUCAUCUGGGAGUUGAGAGUAAUCAACAUGGGCGACUUGGAGCAGACACACAUCAUCUUCGUUUAGGCCCGGAGACUCCUCAAACUCAUCCCAUGAUGCCAGAGAAUCUCAGGGUGACAUCUGAAGCAUCUCGCAUGGUCCCAGAAAAUCUUUGUGUGACUGAACCCUCACACCAGGUUAUGCCAGAGAACCUUCGCAUUAGUCACGACAAUACGAACAACACAAGUAGCGUGAGAAUGAACACUCUACAACCCCCAGAGUCGCCCAUGCCUCCUAUGCGCUCACAUUACGAUGCCUUAACCCAUCGAAUGAUGUCAGAGUCUCCGCAUCCAAUGCGAGUCGAGUCUCCUCGUUACUCCGAAUCUCUUUAUCGAGGAGACUUAAGUCAUAACAGUCUUGGUCCACCAACUCCUGUCUCAUCUAUAUCUUCCAUGCCUGAUCACUCUGGCACCCCUGCACCUUCACAACACCAAUUCUACACAGGCCAUUAUAAUGCUCAGUUCAACCAGUACAUGAGUGACGGCCAAGACAGAGAUCACCGAGAUGGAAUGAGGAUGGAAGAUGACAUGGAAGUGAAGCCAUACCUCGAUAUCAAACCUUUUGGUCAGGAUUAUCCUUCUUCACUGAUAGGACAUGAGCCCCCAAUGCCAACAGCUCCAAAGCCGCCCAAACCCAAAAAACCUAAAGAACCAAAACCACCUCGUAUUCCAGUAGUACACAAAUGUAAUGAGUGUGAAAAAAUAUUCAAGAAUAGCACUCAGUUAAAGAACCACAUGUGGCGACACACAGGGGAGAAGCCAUUUACCUGUGAAAUAUGUGGUUCAAAAUUCACUCAGCAGGGCAACCUUAGAGCUCACAGAAGAAUCCAUACAGGUGAGAGACCUUAUCAGUGCCCACAGUGCAAGUCGUGCUUUACUCAACUCUCGACACUAAAAACACAUCAAAAAAUACAUUCUGACGAAAGGCCAUAUAAAUGUGAUCAAUGUGAUGCAGCAUUUAGACAGAUAGCUAAUUUGAAAACCCAUGCUGUGACACACACUGGUGAAAGACCUCACAAGUGUGAUCAGUGUGACAAGGCAUUCACACAAAAAUCAAACCUUAAGGCUCAUAAAAAUAGGGUGCACAGUGGAGAGGGGGGCACACCAACAAGGAGAGGUCGUAAGAAAAACCCAACUGCUAUCAAACCUUACAAUUGUCUUGAAUGUGGUGCAAAAUUUACAAUGAUGAGCAACCUUCGAAUCCACAUGAAACUACAUACAGGCGAUCGCCCUUUUGAAUGUGACCACUGUGGAGCUGGAUUUGCACAGAGAUCAAACUUGAAGACUCACAUACAAAGAAUGCACGGCAGGGGCCCGGGUCAGGGAAGGCGUAGAAUCAAAUGUGACGAAUGUCCGGCAAUGUUUAGACUAAAACGUUGCUUGAAGACUCAUAAAAAGAAACGUCACCCCAUCAAGAGCCUUAAAAUCAAGAUUCUUAGAGAAUCAAAGUAUUUAAUGAAAUCUGAAGGAGGGGAAGGAGCAGAGGAUGAUGAAAUGGAAGAAGAAGAAGAGGAAGAGGAAGAUGAAGAAGAUGGGAUAGAAGAAGCAGAGGAUGGAACAGAUGGACCUAAUCUUGAGCCAAUAGUUCAACUGUGUGAACCAAAAGAGGAGCCAUAUUCUCCCAGUUACAACAACCAGGAGUCUCUCUAUAAUGAGGAUGAGUGGCACAAGGAGGAAGAAAUCAAAAGGUUCAAGAGUAGCAAGGCUCGGGCAGAAGCAGAUGCAAAAGAAAGAGAAGCAGUACUAAAAGAAACUGAAGCAGAAAUUGGAGUAGAGUGUGAAGAAGUAGGGGAAAAGGGGGGAGAAGGAGAGGAAGUAGAGAAAGGGGGUGAACAUGAACAUCUCCAUGAGGCAGAAUCAAAAGCUCUUCCACAAGAGUCUCCAGAAACAAGUUUAAGUGUGAAGUGAUGAGCUUAAAUGCACUGUGAAAUCUCUUAAAGCUCAACCUUGGUGUCUCUUCUAAGCUCAUUGAAAAUGUUAUUGUAAAAUGGAAAGAGGCCAGAGACAGCUAGGUUGGUAUUUUAUGAUUUCACUGUUUUUCAUAUGGCCCAAAAUAGCAAAUCACGCCACAAAUUAUAUAAAUAAUGAAACGGCAUCAAGUUGUGGUGAUACUGGUUGUGGUGGUCAGACGUUCAGGUGGUAGAAUGCUGCAGCAGAUGUUAAAGGGUAAAAAAGUCAAUCAUCGUUUGUUCGGCAAACUCUAAGGAAUACUGAGUAAAUACAUCUCUGAAGAAGUGGUCUACUACAAUUCUUAUUCAGCUAUGUGAACCGAUCAUUCAUAAGCCUCUAUAAAAUUGCAAAAUAAAUGUUGCAGCAAGACUUCCACAUCCUUUUGUUCCACUGCUUAGUAAGGGUUUUCUGGAGAAAAAAUAAUAAUUUAAAUGCUAUGAUACAUUCUUUAAUCUUCUGAUUCUUUUGCCAUCUGUUGUGAUGCCUCCAACAUCUUUCUUACAUUCUAUUUGAGAGCACCUUUGUUUUCAAUAUGUUGAAGGAGAGAAUAAAUGAGUAUUCACACACUAGUGGUUGGCAUCAGUUGGUUUUAGGUGUUGUGUAAAGAGCUGGAGAAAUUUGAAUAUUGAUGGCAGUUCAUAAAUGUUGCCCUUACAUUGUUGCCAAUAUUCUUGCCCACUGUCUUAACACAAAUUUGGAGCCUUACCUCCAAUAUUUCUAGCUUUUCAAUAUGAAUAUUUUCAAAAAGAUAUUCGGUCGAACAAGCGAGAUUAGACUGUAUAUAGUUUGUUGUGAGAGACUCUUCAGCGUUAGUGAACAGGACAGCUUUCUCAGCUCCUGGAAACAGCUUUAAUAGACCCUGCAAGCUUUUUACCAUGACCAGUUACUUGAAUAUAAGGUAUAGAUGACUCAAGCUUUCUUCUUAAAUACACAGAAUGAGAAGUAAGCUUGCUGCAUUGCCAUCUAGAAUUCAUGGUUAUGGUUCAUAUUUGCUUAAGGGUAUUUGAUCUGAUGGCUUUAGAAAGAAUGAUUAAGAGUUGACAAGUGUUUAGUUGUGAAUGCACAGGUCCCAGACCUCACUGUUUUGAUGAGUCUGUGCCAGCAGUGAUGGAGAGAGACUCCCAGGCAAAAUCUUUGACAUGCUUCAUUGAAGAAGUUUCAGUACAUCACAUUAUUUAAUAUUUUAGGAAUUUACACACACACACACACACACACACACACACACACACACA